Chanos chanos (milkfish) is the source of this 1877-nucleotide messenger RNA. It is a transcript of the gene ctps1b, whose product is annotated as CTP synthase 1b. Gene Ontology annotation, cellular component: cytoplasm; cytoophidium. The record is from RefSeq and is a predicted model, not a curated record. Gene Ontology annotation, molecular function: CTP synthase activity; identical protein binding. Gene Ontology annotation, biological process: CTP biosynthetic process; pyrimidine nucleobase biosynthetic process. Bases 93 to 1862 code for a protein of 589 amino acids. The transcript is spliced from 18 exons. Lineage: Eukaryota; Metazoa; Chordata; Actinopteri; Gonorynchiformes; Chanidae.
CUUGGAUCGAUGAAUUGAGAGAAAUAGCGUCUUCGCACACUCUUUGCAAGUAUUUUUCAUCGCUGUAACUUCGGUUAAGGUUGAAUGCAAUAAUGAAGUACAUUCUUGUCACCGGGGGUGUCAUAUCAGGAAUUGGCAAAGGAAUCAUUGCCAGUAGUGUUGGGACAAUACUUAAAUCUUGUGGCCUUCAUGUUACUGCCAUUAAAAUUGAUCCUUACAUCAACAUAGAUGCUGGUACCUUCUCUCCUUACGAACACGGGGAGGUCUUUGUGCUUGAUGAUGGAGGUGAAGUAGACCUGGAUUUAGGAAACUAUGAACGAUUUCUGGAUAUACGACUUACAAAGGACAACAAUUUGACAACUGGAAAGAUUUAUCAGUCUGUUAUCAACAAGGAGAGGAGAGGAGAUUAUCUCGGCAAGACCGUGCAGGUUGUUCCACAUAUUACGGAUGCCAUUCAAGAGUGGGUUAUGCGUCAGGCUAAGGUCUCAGUGGAUGAUGACGGCGUGGAACCGCAAGUCUGCGUUAUUGAGCUUGGAGGUACAGUUGGAGACAUUGAAAGCAUGCCUUUUAUCGAAGCCUUCAGACAGUUUCAAUUCAAAGUGAAACGGGAAAACUUCUGCAAUAUUCACGUCAGCCUUGUUCCUCAGCCCAGUGCCACAGGUGAGCAGAAAACCAAGCCCACUCAGAAUAGCGUUCGAGAACUCCGUGGACUGGGCCUUUCUCCUGACCUGAUUGUUUGCCGAUGCUCCACAAAACUGGACAAUGCCGUCAAAGAGAAGAUCUCAAUGUUCUGUCAUGUGGAGCCAGAGCAGGUUAUCUGCGUACAUGAUGUCUCCUCCAUCUAUAGAGUUCCUCUUAUACUGGAGGACCAGGGCAUGGUGGAAUACUUCUGUCACAGGUUAAACCUGCCUAUGGAAAUGCGUCCCCGUAAGAUGCUCUCCAAGUGGAAAGAAAUGUCUGACAGGUCUGACAGACUUCUGGAACACUGUUCCAUUGCUUUAGUGGGAAAAUACACCAAGUUCUCUGACUCUUAUGCGUCAGUCAUUAAAGCCCUGGAGCACUCUGCUCUUGCCAUCAACUACAAGCUGGAGGUUAAGUAUAUAGAUUCCGCAGACCUGGAGCCCAACACGCUGCAGGAGGAGCCAGUGAAGUACCAUGAGGCAUGGCAGAAGCUCUGCAGUGCUGACGGAGUUUUGGUCCCUGGAGGAUUUGGUGUGCGAGGAACUGAAGGAAAAGUUCAAGCCAUUAGUUGGGCUAGGAAGCAGAAAAAGCCAUUUUUAGGGGUAUGUCUGGGCAUGCAACUGGCGGUGUGCGAAUUUGCCCGGAAUGUUCUCGGCUGGCAAGAUGCCAACUCCACUGAAUUUGAUCCAGAGACCCAGCACCCAGUGGUGAUUGACAUGCCGGAACAUAAUCCAGGUCAGAUGGGCGGGACCAUGAGGCUGGGAAAGAGAAGAACCAUGUUCAAAAGCAACAGCAGCAUUCUGAGAAAACUGUAUGGAGAUGCUGAAUAUGUGGAUGAAAGACACAGACAUCGAUUUGAGGUGAAUCCAGACUUGAAGCACCACUUUGAGGAGAAGGGGCUUCACUUUGUGGGUCAGGAUACAGAAGGAGAGAGAAUGGAAGUCAUUGAGCUUGAUGACCAUGCUUACUUUGUCGGAGUUCAGUACCAUCCAGAAUUCACAUCCCGUCCAAUCAAACCAUCACCACCUUACUUUGGCCUCCUUCUGGCCGCAGCGGGAAAACUUCAAAGCUACCUACUGAAAGGAUGUCGGCUGUCGCCACGUGACACGUACAGCGACCGCAGUGGCAGCAGCUCCCCAGACUCUGAAAUCACAGAGCUGAAAUUCCCUUCUCUGUCUUAGUAUGCGCACGGCGGC